ACGACAACCUACAACUACUCGUACACCACCUACACAAACGCCUCGCCCAGCCCUUUCACCAAACCUACAGAGUUCCCGUCUAUAUUCAGCUACGGCCCUGCAGUGGGAUGUGCCUCGAAUUCUGUCGCUCCUGAACAAUCCGCGCAACCAUCCAGCUAUCCUAUCGGCCGACCAGAGGGUCGCAACGGCGGAUGUGUCAUCAGCAACGACGCUGACAUCAACGAUCAUGCUUUCUGGGACAUGUACGCAUGCUGUUCAAGCAACGACUCCACCGCAUCAGGCAGUCCGUUUCCUUGCACAGCGUCGUGCUCGAUCACCGAUGGUCAGAGCUUCUUGGACCUAGGAGAAUGCUUGAGCAAGAGGGUCGAGAUUGUUAUCUGCAGCCCGCCUUUCGACCAAAUUGAUAGGAAUUCGACGGACCCAGACGCAGCUAGCAGUGGUAGUGGCAGCGGCACGGCUGCGCAGUCGACUCCGGCUGGAACGAUGAGUGAGAGCGGAAGUGCAAGCGCCAGCAGCGACACGAGCGCAAGUGCUAGUACUUCAGCUGCGGACUCGACAGGAGCUGCCAGCGCAGUGGGUGUCACACAGGGUGCGUCUUCAAAAGCCGGGCUUUUGCUGUUUGGCAUCAUGGCGUUCGGUUCUGCUGCGGGCAUGCUCUUG
Messenger RNA from Alternaria alternata, 660 nucleotides. RefSeq lists its product as hypothetical. The transcript has a single exon. NCBI's taxonomy places the organism in Eukaryota, Fungi, Ascomycota, Dothideomycetes, Pleosporales, Pleosporaceae. The record is from RefSeq and is a predicted model, not a curated record. The annotation marks the transcript as partial.